AUGGAGGCGGACGACUCGGACCUGGCGGGCCAGUACCUGCAGCAGUUCGAGCUGGACCGGCUGGAGGGCGCCGUGAAGCGCGAGCAGGGCGCGGGCGCCGAGACGCCGCCCCCGCCGCCCCCGCCGCCGCCGCAGCAGCAGCAGCAGCCGCAGCGCCUGCCGUCGAUGCCGCUGCUGCAGCCGUCGCCGCCGCACCACCUGCUGACGCCGCCGGGGGAGGACGCGCACCCGCUGUACGGCGCGGGCCAGCAGCACGCCGGCGUGCUGGUGAAGGCGGUGGCGCAGCACGGCCACGGCGGCGAGCCGGGCCUGGUGGCGCUGCAGCACCCGGGCACGCCGCCCGACACUCCGCCCGUGAGCGCGUCGCCCCCGCACUACGCCGCCGCCGCCGCCGCCGCCGCCGUGGCCGCGGCCGGCGCGCUCGCCGACGACAUGGGCUGGUUCCCGCAGUCGGCCGUGCGCUACCUGGCGCCCGAGCCGCUCGACCUGCGGCCCAACUGCGCCGCCGACAACAUGAUGGAGCCGCAGGGCGCGCCGGUGCUCGCCGCCGCCGGCUGGGCUCCCGGCGCCACCUCCGUCAUCGCGGGCGGCUGCCGCAAGCUGCUGGCCGAGUACGCGCCGCACCACCACCACCACCACCACCACCACCACGGGCACCACCACGGCGAGGAGCAGGUGCCGGUGCGGCCGCUGGGCGCCGGCUCGGUGUCGCCCGUGGCGCACCACCACCACCAGCCGCAGCACCACCACCACCAGCAGCACCACCACGAGCUGGCGCCGCCGCCGCCGCCGCAGCCGCAGUACGCCGCCUCGACCGCCUCCUCCACCGAGGACAUCCUCAACGACGACGCGCUCAUGUCGCUGUCGGUGCGCGAGCUCAACAAGAAGCUGCACGGCUACCCGCGCGAGGAGGUGGUGCGCCUCAAGCAGAAGCGGCGCACGCUGAAGAACCGCGGCUACGCGCAGAACUGCCGCAGCAAGCGGCUGCAGCAGCGCCAGGAGCUCGAGGUGACCAACCGCACGCUGGUGGCCGAGCUGCAGCGCCUCAAGGUGGAGCUGGCGCGCGUCACGCAAGAGCGAGACCUGUACAAGCAGCGCCUCGAGCAGCAGCUGCGCCACGCCGCCCCCGCGCCGCCCCCGUUAUCAGGUGCCUUUACUGUUCAUGUUAAACCAGCUGCUGCCCUGGCUUCGAGGAUGGCAUCUCAGGAUUUGGCUGCGAGAAGAAAAACAAAAUUAGCAUACUGA
Molecule: messenger RNA, 1245 nt
Organism: Schistocerca americana (American grasshopper)
Lineage: Eukaryota; Metazoa; Arthropoda; Insecta; Orthoptera; Acrididae
Product: transcription factor MafA-like
Exons: 2
Coding region: 1-1245 (414 amino acids)
Biological process (GO): regulation of transcription by RNA polymerase II
Cellular component (GO): nucleus
Molecular function (GO): DNA-binding transcription factor activity, RNA polymerase II-specific; RNA polymerase II cis-regulatory region sequence-specific DNA binding
Source: RefSeq, a predicted model, not a curated record